UAAGUCCAUUAAUCAAAGGCCUGUCAAGUGGAAUUGUUUGUAGAGCUUGUUUAUCAAAGCAGAGCAUAAAAGAAUAAAGUAGAAAAGAAUGUGGAAAAGCUAGUCUGAAGAAGGCCGGAGAUUAUUUCUUUUUCUGCUAAUUCUUCAAGAUUAGAUUUAAAAUAGGUUUCAGGUGACUUAUAGAUAAGUGAAAAAUGUUGAAAAAGCUUAAAGUGGCUUGUUUUAAAAAAUAUUUGGCAGUAAGUGAGCAUUUCUGCCUAGAACUCUUAUUUAAACCUUAUCUUUGCUUUGCAGCUGUACCUGGGAAGAAGGAAGAGAAAACAACCAAGGCAGUGGAGCAAGAAAUUAGAAAAGAAAAAUAUGGGAAGACAUCUUCAGUUCUGAAGGACAAAGAGCCUGUUAAAGCGAAAGAAGUGAAGAUUCCAGAGGUUCCAGCUUCCCUAAAGGAAAAAGGCUUUUAAAAAUAAGAGCUUU
Messenger RNA from Loxodonta africana (African savanna elephant), 474 nucleotides. Its product is annotated as triadin-like. The transcript has 4 exons. The record is from RefSeq and is a predicted model, not a curated record. Bases 195 to 461 code for a protein of 88 amino acids. Lineage: Eukaryota; Metazoa; Chordata; Mammalia; Proboscidea; Elephantidae.